This is a messenger RNA of Phasianus colchicus (ring-necked pheasant), 3123 nucleotides long. It is a transcript of the gene ERICH5, whose product is annotated as glutamate rich 5. Lineage: Eukaryota; Metazoa; Chordata; Aves; Galliformes; Phasianidae. The record is from RefSeq and is a predicted model, not a curated record.
AGGAACCCAGCCCCUCCUCGCCCUCCCGCCCCCGGCCCCGCCCGCUGCCUUCCCCUCGGAGCUGCCGAGCCAUGGGCUGCUCCAGCAGCGCCCGCAGCCGCCCCCAGGAGCCCCCCAGCAGCAGCGGGGCGCCGACGAGGGCAUCAUCUGGGGAGAACUCCCCAAUUGCUGAUGAUUACGAAACCGUAGCCGAUCAAACACAGCUGGAUGCAGUGGAGGGUGUGAGCCUGGCCUCUGAGGAGCUGAAAUUGGACGACCACCUGCCAGGGGAAGAGGCCACAGCCGUGACUCCGGCCUUGGAGCCAAAGAUCGCCUCGGUCCCUGAGAGAGAGGAGCCGGAGGGCACUGAGCCGCCACGUGUAGCACCGGAGCGGAGCUCAGAGCUGCCAGCUGUGUGGAGAGAGGAAAGCAGCGGGACUGCACCGCCAGCACUGAGGGACAGUGGUGGGCCACCAGCACCACGAUCGGCUGAUGACAGUGGGCUGGUGGAAGGCACUGACAGCUUUGUGGUGGAAACCAUCAAGAAAGUGCAUAUUGCUGAAGAGGACCACUUCAUUGAGGGUGAGACGGGAGAACAGGUGGAAAGUGAGCUGCUCAGUCAGAUAGUAAGUGGAGGGCCUGAAACAAAAGAAGAGGAAACAGGAGAAGCUGUGGAUGGCGCAGCAGCGACAGAGAUAGAGACAACUAGUAACAAAGACUAGAAGCUACAUCUGUAUGAACAUCCUCUUCUUGGACCAGCCCUUCUGUCCACGUGAAAGUUUUUUAAUUUUGCAGCAUUGGAAAAAUAGAGCUUUUAUAGAUGGAGCCAGAAUAAGAAGCAUCAAAGGAGGUUUUAUAUGUUUUUGAAGUCAAGAUGCCAAGACUUCAAGUGUUUGAAAUACCUGACCUGGUACCUCUCUGCCACAGAGUGCCUUCUGUACAUCGCCAGCACAGCAGGAUGAUUCUGACAGAUGUAUAACCAUCCAGUUUUCAAUUAGGAGUCUUUCCAGGUUCUAACUUCAAACCUCUGAAACCUGCAGCAUUACAUAGGUUAAAGAAUAUAGAGUAGACUGGUUUUAGUUUUAUUUUAAUGGUAGCACAAGCAGAAAGUCAGAAAGGGAAGUCCUGCUUUUGAGAACUCCUGCACAUGCGGGUAAUCCCUCUGAGUGCCUGCACAACCACAUUAUGGAGCUGCUGCAGUGUGCUGCUCUCAGAAGACUGGAACCCAAACUGCCCAUUUGCUGUGUGUAACUAAAUGCAAAUGUUAGUUUUUCAGGCAGUGAAAGAUACACAGGUUGCAACGUACAGUAACCAAGUAGGCGUCUUCUGCUAACUCCAUUUUUAAACAUAUUUAUUUAUUGAAAGGAGGAAAAAAAAGGCAUUUUUAACCAGGAAGAGAAUGUUUUAGCCUUCUAAAGUCUGGCAUACUUAAAAUGCAAAUUCACAGUUGUUAGCACGCAUGGUGAUUAAUAGGGCAUCUUUAGCGAUGUAGCUCCUCAAAUACACUCAUGGCUUCUAAAAUAGAUACCUAACCAGUGACUUUUAUAAGUCUGUUCCCAUAGGAGAGGUCAUUGUUCCAUCCCCCAUUUCUCCAGGAGAAACAUGCAUUCAGAAAUGGUGUUAUGUUCCAGAAUGCUAAGGAAGUAUUUCAGAGCUGAAGCUGAAUGACAAAACCUUCAAACAAAAUUUAUGUUGAAAAGAGGCCCCAAAUAUAAUCAGUGUUAUGGAUCUGAUAGAGUAGAACUUUCAUCUGAUGGUGAGUGAUGCAAAGGGACUCUGUAUUUUUAUUGGAGACUGUCUGGGAGACCCUGUGGCAUAAGGAAGUAGAACAUGGAGGAAAGGUUAAGUAUCUCAGAAGGGCAAAUGCUGCUAUUUUUAUUAGCUUUACUGUACAAAAGGUCUUCAACAAAUUUUCUUGUCAGCAGCAAAUUAUCAAAAUCCCCUCUAAGCUAAGUUUUGUGCUGCAUAUGCAUGCCUGACUUCAGCAGACUUUGGCCUGUAUUAAAUAUUUUAAUUGAUAUCCCUGGCCUAUCAGCUUGCUCUACUAGCUGAUAUUCCUUAGCCGUAUUGCUGCACUUAAGGUUUGCUGUCUGUCAGCAGUCUUUUCAGACUGGGCUGGGUUCCUCCUCUAUGCUGGGGAUUUGGUUUGACUACCAGCACCUGAGCUGGCACCACACAAAUGCAGGGAGUCUGCUGUACUGACUGCUUGCAAGUUACGUGUUAGAUCCAGAGAUGCUGCUUGACUGGAUAUAUUGAAAGAAGCAGAACUGAUGGCAUUUCCAUAACAGAGACCAGUAGUAUUAACAGCACCAGCAGAGACAGUGCUUGGAAAUAAAAUAGGAAGAUACAAGAGAGUCAAGAUAACCUGUUCACCUCAUAAUCACUCUCACUGCCACCAUCAUUACAAGAAAGACAGGUGACAAUAUACACUCUUACCUCCUUAUUCAGCUUUUUCAAUCAUUGGAAGCAAUGCUAAUUGGAAACAAGAGGAAGGUUACCCGAUCAGUGACUCAGCAGGUCAGCCCUUGUCUGUCAUCUUCAGUCUUUACAUAUCUUGUAAUUACAAUAUAUGAAAGCUAUGUUACUUUUCCCUUCUCAAAAAGUGACAUAUGCUUGACACUGUGUUAAACAUGAAAUGUUAACUGUAUUAAUUACAAAAUCAGAACUCAGAUGCUAGACUUAUGCUGAACAUCCCUCCAUUGAGAAAUAAGACAAUCACUAUCCCACUGAGGCCCAAUAUUUAUGGUCUCUGAGCUACUGAAAUGUGUACCAUGCAUAAAGGGCCAAAAUACAUACAGUUAUUUGCUUCUGCAAAGCUCUGGACAUCACAGAGAUUGCCAAGGGCAGAAAUUGGUCUGUCAGUCAAACAGCUUUUUCAGCUUAAAUGCUGAGAAGAGGAUAUGCUCUGGUACCUGUUUACAAGAUAUACCUACAGAGCUAGUACAAUGUACCUCAGCAAUUUAUUUUAAACAGACCAAAAUAAAAGUGUAUUUUCAUAAAUGUGUCUCAAAAGCUAGACAAUCUUAAAUUUCAAACUUCAUCCAAGCUAGCACUUACCAUUCCGUGCUACAGUAAGGGUUGAAUAGAAUUAUAGAAUGGCCUGGGUUCAAAAGGACCACAAUGAUCACCUAGUUUCAAUCCCCU